AUGUCACGACAAUUUCAUCCAUUCCCCCGUCUCCCCUGGGAGCUCAGGGAAAAGAUCUGGAAAUUCGCAGUCCGACCGGCUCUCCCAGGAGCGCACGUUUUCACAGUUUACGACGCCAACGAUUUAGACUACGCCGACUCUGAACAUACACUCCGUUGCAAUACAUCCUGGUGGAUCUCAGGAUCUCGUCUUGCCGCGCCGAAGUGCCUGCCGAGAGGGAUUGACUUGGACUCUCACUCGGCCGUGUCAGCCCCGAAUUCAUGGACGCUGAACAACCCGUCGACAUACCUCAUCGACAGUGGUCUUUGGACGGCCUGCAAAGAAUCACUCCUCAUUAUCCAGAAGGAGUUCCAACAUCCAGCACGACGAGGAAAAGGGCGGAGCGCCGCAGUGGUAAAAAUCUACCGGGACAAAGGAGGCCGCUUCACUCCGAUGGGGAGAAUCACAUUUCCAGUCUCCGAGGACGCUAAAUGUCGCCAUCUCACCGUUUUCCCGGGCCAGGACCUUUUUAUCCUACAGCCAAACGAUAUUGCGGCCGUGGACUGGGAGUUUAUCUGGGAUGUUUUCCCCCAUGACACUUUCGUGGUGACGGAUUUGGGGGGAUUAGCUUGGGUUGAACCUGAACGCCACAUGGCUCUCGAAUACAAUCCUGAGUGGGAUAGGAUGGCACAUAAUGAGCAUAGACGUGUUUUCCUAGGAGGACCCGAAGCGGUGUUAUACUUCGAAAUCGCCUAUAACACUGCGCAGGCGGGUCCAUUCACUCUUUGGUUCAUCGACUAUCGCAUCAAGCGCAAUGCGAGAUACCAGGAGCCCGCCCAGGAACAGGCCAAGCCCAAAGCGCACGGGGGGAAAUCUCCAAGAGUAUUCUAUGCGAGGGAUCGCCGGUUUGUGGAAGUGGAGGAGAAGCAAUUAGGACGUUGGACUGGGCAUGACCUAAUGUGGGAUGCCGGCACUGAAGUUCCAACAAAGGAUGACUGCUGCACCUGCUGUGGCGCCGGAGCAUAUGUCAAGCGGCUCAUGAAUUAUAUGGAGACCAGGUGGGGCUACGGCGAAAGUUAUGGGCAUCCCAGUCGUGGCUUGGGCUGGGUCCAGUAUGGGAUACUUGCUUGCGAGUAUCUUGGAUAA
Dichotomopilus funicola is the source of this 1125-nucleotide messenger RNA. RefSeq lists its product as uncharacterized. The coding region runs from base 1 to 1125 and encodes 374 amino acids. The transcript has a single exon. The record is from RefSeq and is a predicted model, not a curated record. NCBI's taxonomy places the organism in Eukaryota, Fungi, Ascomycota, Sordariomycetes, Sordariales, Chaetomiaceae.